AUAAUGGCAAAGCUAGGACUCAUGCUAGACAUCUCCUCUUCAGAGGAUGGCAAUAUAGAAGGAGGACAAGGAGCUGGCGGACAUAUUUUUGAGAGAAACAUCGGCUCAAGCAGCCUCAGUAUCUCCUGUGAAAUCAACACUGAUGGGUUGAAUAUUAUAAAAGAAGAUCUCCAUGUUGCUCGUGACGGAAUUCGUGAUACCAAAACUGGAGAUAUUAUUGUCUCCAUUAGUCCUGACGAUUUCGAGAUGGUUGAGAAACUGGGCAUCGGAGCUAGUGGUCAUGUCUACAAAGCUCUUCAUAAGCCCUCAGGAGAAUACAUGGCCAUCAAGAGCAUUAAUGUGUUUGAUCAGGCUAAGCGAAGGCAGCUGGUAAAUGAUUUAAAAUCUCUGUACAAGAACCAAUGCCCUUUUCUUGUAAAAUUUUAUGGUGCUUAUUACGAAGAAGGAUAUGUUAAAAUAGCCCUUGAGUUAAUGGAACUUGGGUCACUUGGAGGAAUAAUAAAAAUGAUCAAUAAAAAUAAGAGCAUGAUACCAAAAGUUCCAGAGGAGGUAAUUGCAAGUAUUGCCCAACAAACUCUCAAUGGCCUCGCAUACCUUCAUCUCUGUGAUAAAUCAGUUCAUCGAGAUAUAAAGCCUGACAAUAUUUUAAUUAAUAAGAACGGUGAGGUAAAGUUAACUGAUUUUGGUAUUGCCAAGAUCUUGGAUGAAAGUCUUGACUUAUGCAAGACAUGGGUGGGCACUGCCCACUAUAUGUCUCCUGAAAGAAUGAGUGGGGAGAAAUAUUCCUUCCCAGGUGAUAUUUGGGCUCUUGGCAUCAUCCUCAUUGAAAUGGCCAUAGGAGAGUACCCUUAUCCUUUUAGUGCAAAUUAUAUAGAAAUGCUCAACUAUAUAAAGACAACAGAUACUGUUUCAUUGAUGAGAGAAGAAUUCUCCGAAGAGUUCACUGACUUCCUGUUGAAAUGAUUGGAAAAAGAUCCAGAACAAAGAGGCACUGCUUUAGAACUCUGAAUGCACCCCUGGAUAUUUGAGAACGCUAUGAAAGAUACUCCUGAUAUGCAAGAAUGGGCUGAUGAGUUGUAUACUAACUGGAAGAAAUAAAUUCUUCAGAAUUUAAAUCCCUCUGUUCAUACCACUUUCA
Molecule: messenger RNA, 1138 nt
Organism: Moneuplotes crassus
Lineage: Eukaryota; Ciliophora; Spirotrichea; Euplotida; Euplotidae
Source: the annotation of a GenBank genome assembly